Penicillium samsonianum is the source of this 258-nucleotide messenger RNA. RefSeq lists its product as uncharacterized. Lineage: Eukaryota; Fungi; Ascomycota; Eurotiomycetes; Eurotiales; Aspergillaceae. The record is from RefSeq and is a predicted model, not a curated record. The transcript has a single exon. The coding region runs from base 1 to 258 and encodes 85 amino acids.
AUGACUACGGAUAGUAUGGAAAGUGUGGAGCCUAUUGACGAGCACGAGGAAAUGUGGUUCCCGCUGGAGACUAUUCUCACCCAAUGGAUCUAUAUGACUCGGAUUGGUAAGGCUGUUCCUGGGCUUCCUGAAAAACUCCCUUCUGGUGAUCCCCCGACGAAUAGAUCGCAAUUCUAUCUGUGGUCGUGGCUCCCUUAUUGCGAUGCCCAGAUUGAUAGCACUAUAGCUGCGAUAGAGCGCUACUCAGCUGCAGUCUAA